AUGGCUCCUUACGCCCUCAUCGCGGCUACCCUUUUGGGUCUUGCCACUGCGCAAACACCAGGAUCGACACCAGAAGUGCACCCCAAGCUCAACACUUGGAAGUGCACCAAAGCGGGAGGAUGCAAAGAGCAGAGCACAGCUAUUGUCGUCGACUCAGCUUCCCAUUACAUCCAUCAAAAGGGCAACUCUACACUCGGCUGUGGAAACUGGGGUAGUGCAGCCGACCCGGUUGCGUGCCCGGAUGAGGAAACAUGUGCGAAGAACUGCAUCAUGGAAGGCAUCGAAGAUUACUCCACAAUGGGCGUCUACACUACCGGAGGCGAGCUUCGUCUGGACAUGUUCAACCCCAGUGGCGGCCAAGCUAGCCCUAGGGUCUACCUCUUGGCCGAGGACGAGGAGAACUACGAGAUGCUUCAACUGACCGGUAACGAGCUGGCUUUCGACGUCGACGUAUCGAAGCUGCCAUGCGGCAUGAACGGCGCCCUUUACCUCAGCGAGAUGGAGGCUGAUGGUGGACGUUCUCAACUGAACCCAGGUGGCGCCGCCUAUGGCACGGGAUACUGUGAUGCUCAGUGCUUCGUCACACCAUGGAUCAACGGUGUAGGAAACGUCAAGGGUCAAGGUGUUUGCUGCAACGAAAUGGAUAUCUGGGAGGCAAACGCUCGCUCUAACCAGAUCGCACCUCAUACCUGCAGUACCGAUGGUCUCUUUGGCUGCACAGGCGAUGAGUGUGGCAAGGCUGGAUUGUGCGACAAGAACGGAUGCGGAGACAACCCCUACAAGCACCGAAGCUCUCCCGACUACUACGGUACUGGCCUUAAAGUCGACACCACGAAGCCUUUCACCGUCAUCACCCAGUUCCCCGCCAAGGACGGCGUUCUCCAGGCCAUUGUCCGCAAGUACGUCCAGGACGGCGUCGUCAUUGAGAACGCCAGGAAGGAGAUCAUUAUGGACCAGGAGUUCUGCAGUGCUCAAGCUGGUGCUGAGAUGUACAGCAAGCUUGGUGGCCACAAGGGCAUGGGUGAUGCUCUGGCCCGCGGUAUGGUUCUCGCGCUGAGCAUCUGGUGGGAUGAGAGCGGUGCCAUGCAGUGGCUUGACGGCUCAGAGUCCGGAUCCGGACCAUGCAAUGCGACUGAAGGCUUCCCUAAGGCGAUCCAACAGAUUGAGAAGGCACCCACAGUUACCUUCAGCCAGAUCAAGUGGGGUGAGAUUGGAUCCACAUUCGCUGGUUCAAACUCCACCAUGCGCCGUUGGAAUGCGUAG
Messenger RNA from Alternaria ethzedia, 1263 nucleotides. RefSeq lists its product as uncharacterized. The record is from RefSeq and is a predicted model, not a curated record. Gene Ontology annotation, biological process: carbohydrate metabolic process. Lineage: Eukaryota; Fungi; Ascomycota; Dothideomycetes; Pleosporales; Pleosporaceae. The coding region runs from base 1 to 1263 and encodes 420 amino acids. The transcript is spliced from 2 exons. Gene Ontology annotation, molecular function: hydrolase activity, hydrolyzing O-glycosyl compounds.